Messenger RNA from Chrysoperla carnea, 904 nucleotides. RefSeq names its product transmembrane protease serine 9-like. Gene Ontology annotation, biological process: proteolysis. The record is from RefSeq and is a predicted model, not a curated record. Bases 46 to 867 code for a protein of 273 amino acids. The transcript has 6 exons. Lineage: Eukaryota; Metazoa; Arthropoda; Insecta; Neuroptera; Chrysopidae. Gene Ontology annotation, molecular function: serine-type endopeptidase activity.
AAUCUAGUAAAACUUUUCAGUUAAGUAAAACAUAAUUUAGUCAAAAUGUUUCGCUUAUCCUUUCUACUUCUUUUCGUAGCAAUCGCUACCAUUUGUUGUACAGUUCGAGCCCAAGAAGUUGUUGAAGAUGACGAUAAAGGUACAAGAAUUAAAGGUGGAGCACGUGCUAGCCAAGAAUUAUUCCCAUAUCAAGUUUCACUCCAAUUCCGCGCUAUGAAAUAUGUAUCAAAGAAAAUAUGUUCUGGUAUGAUAGUUGGCGAAGAAUAUAUAGUAACUGCUGCACAUUGUGUGGACUUUUGGGAAGCCUCAGUUCGCAACUAUAAAGAUUUAUACGUAGUUGCAGGUGUAACAUAUGCUUUUGAUUUGGCAAGUGCACAAGUUCGUGCAGUUAAAGAAGCAUUUAAGCAUCCAGAAUAUAAAGUAUACGAUAAUUACACCGCUGUAAAUGACAUUGCUGUAUUAAAAUUAAGUUCACCCUUAGAUUUUGGACAACUUGUAGGUCAAUGUGAACUACCAGAAGAAGAUUUUAAAAUUGAAGGCUCUGGUAUUAUCAGUGGAUGGGGUGCAAUAAGAAAUCCACCAAAGGCACAUCAAUCAAAAGACUUAUUAUACGCUAAUGUUACUACAGUUCCAAAUGAAGCUUGUGAUUUAUUAAAUGACGGUGCUACCCAAUUUUGUGCUGGUGGUAAAGAUGUUAAUGCUUGUGGUGGUGAUUCUGGUGGUCCAUUCGCUGUAAAAACCCCUGAGGGAGUAGUUGUAUGUGCUGGUGUAAUCAGUUAUGGUGAACAUGGAUGUGGUGAUAAACCAUCAGUCUACACAAAAAUUUCCGCAUUCACAGAUUUCAUUCGAUCAAAAAUGGACAACUAAUGCUACAUAAUAUCUUAAAUACAAUUUAAUAUAUUUG